This is a messenger RNA of Pseudocercospora fijiensis CIRAD86, 558 nucleotides long. RefSeq lists its product as uncharacterized. The transcript is spliced from 9 exons. NCBI's taxonomy places the organism in Eukaryota, Fungi, Ascomycota, Dothideomycetes, Mycosphaerellales, Mycosphaerellaceae. The record is from RefSeq and is a predicted model, not a curated record. Bases 1 to 558 code for a protein of 185 amino acids.
AUGGAAUCUAUACGUCUAGAAAUCAUAACAACACAAAUUUCUACGAGAGCGGCCAGCAGACCAUUAAAAUACUGGACGGACUUGCUUUUUGGCCUCGUUCUGGAAGCACGAUGCUAUCAUCGCCAGAACUCAAACUCAAUGCAUGUACUCAGAUGCCGCGUUGUGCUCCGUCUUGAACGUAACGUCCGAUGCGGUUAUGAUCAGCGUGGUAAGCAGUUCUCGUCAUUGGUGGAGGCUGUCCUCGCCGUAAUGGACAGGGUGUAUAAGAAGGACCAGCGCCCAGCACGCAGCUCCGGAUGCCCGUUCAGCUGGUAUGGUAUGCGCAAGCGGGUAUUUCGAUCAUUGGCUUGGAACGAGCCGCUGAGUCGCGUUGGCCAAAAAGGUCAAGAGAGAACGAGGCGGUUUAAUGUGUGGACUACUGCGGCGCUCAGGAUUGAUGAUCAGAUAUCAUGUCGAGCCGCCUCGAACGCGCAUGGACUUGAAACUUGGCUUGAAGAGAAGGCUGAAUUCCCUGUGUGUCCAGGCUGCAACUGCUGCACUUCAUCUUCGGACUUCUAG